UCGAGAUGUCAUUAUACAUACACAACCCGUAUUAUUUUAGCUUAAUGUUAAGUGAAAGUGAGAAUUGACACCAAGUCCUUAUAUAUAGAAGUUAUUGAUUUGUUAUCGAAACGUUGCACAAGCCAAUUUUGUGGUUCCAAAAACCAAAACUCGUUGCCGAUUUUUCAAAAAAUAACAUUUCAAGGCGGGCAGUUAUCGGACUAGAAUUUAAAUGUCACAGUUUUAGCAAAUAUGUUGAACAAGAAACAAGUAAUUUUCUGCUGCAUGUGUCUGUUAAUUGUCCAUAGCGAACAACAAAAGAUUAACGUAGCGGUAUAUUUCGAGUCCUUAUGUCCUGACAGUCAAAAGUUUAUCAUUGAUCAAUUGUAUCCAAACUGGGAUGAUAUAAGAGACUAUAUUAACAUUAAAUUUAUACCAUUUGGGAAAAGUAUUAGUUUGGAUAAUGGAACUAAAUUCGCCUGUCAGCAUGGCUCUCAAGAAUGCAAAGGAAACCGAAUUAUGUCUUGUGCCUUAAGAGAAAUUCCUAAUCAAGACUUGCAAGUUGAAUAUUUACGUUGUUUUAUGGACGUUUAUAAAUUUGCUAAAAUAAACGAUAGUGAAAAUGGCCAAAAGUGUGCACAGCUGUUAGGCCUCGAUUACAAUCGACUAAUGUACAAUUGCUAUCAAACCAAAGAAGGUACCAACCUGCAAUUACAAGCCGAAAUUGAAACCAACGCAAUACAACCACAAUUUGUACCUACAAUUGUUUAUAAUGGAGUGUUUGACCAAAAGCUUCAAGACUCAAGCAUCUUAAAUUUCAGAGACACUGUGUGUAGUUUAAUUAGGCAAAUUUAUCCUGAGGGUUGCAGCUAUAGGACAGUGGUACAAAUUUGAAAUGUAAAUAAAGCAGUGGAUGUUUUUUUUUUCUUAAAUAUAUUUGCAAAAUCAAGAUACAUAAGCGUUCUAAAAUAAUUUUAAAAAAAAUAAAGCACAUUAUUGGCCCAUCAAAAAAUAAAUAAAAAUUAUUGUCCAGGUCUGGGAAUAUUUUUUGGUCUGAAACCUCUGCCUUUUCCUGCCCCCAAGUGAUCAGAGCCAACGCUGGCCAAACUUCUCGAACCACCUUUUAUUUUAGAAAAAAAAAAACAUGACUUGAUAAUAGGUCUGUUCGCACAGCGAAUUUCAUUGGUUAAAAACAAUGAAAUUCAAUCUGACUAGAUUGUGAUUUCUGUGCGAACAAACCUAAUAAUUAUAUCUUCAACUAACUGCCCUUAAUUUUUGACUUACCUGAAAUGAGCGAAGACAUAUCAGAGUCUUCUUCUCUUCUUCUAAAGCCUCUGCCCAUACCUGCAGACGAACUUGGACCUCCUUGUAAGGACAAGUGGG
Messenger RNA from Ceutorhynchus assimilis (cabbage seed weevil), 1362 nucleotides. The record is from the annotation of a GenBank genome assembly. NCBI's taxonomy places the organism in Eukaryota, Metazoa, Arthropoda, Insecta, Coleoptera, Curculionidae.